Messenger RNA from Fusarium proliferatum ET1, 9729 nucleotides. RefSeq lists its product as uncharacterized. The transcript has 8 exons. The record is from RefSeq and is a predicted model, not a curated record. Lineage: Eukaryota; Fungi; Ascomycota; Sordariomycetes; Hypocreales; Nectriaceae. The coding region runs from base 1 to 9729 and encodes 3242 amino acids.
AUGCCUCCCCCCGCGGCUUCCAUUCCCCCUCGGAUUGGCAAGAGCGACAAGGAAAGGUCCUUUUCCCUCAACGACGCUCUUUACAACCAUCUCGUGCUCCCUCCCCAACUCCCGCAAAGACAGGACGCCAAUCUAGAUGAACUUGAGAAAGCCCUCCUUAACCGAUUCCUGGUUUCUGUGAAGCACAUGCGAGAUCUUCCCGGCAACGACCAGAGUUACGUUUGGAGCUUGAUCGAACGAGGCCUUCGUGCUACCCAAAGCAUUCAUGCCGGAGGUCACGUCGACCGAACUGCACUCAUUCGAGAGCUCAACGAUUUUGGAGAGUCGGACUUUCUGGUCGUCUAUGUACGGAGCCAGAACUGUGCUCUCUACGUCCGCCGUUCGCAAGAUGCUGUCUUUGGCGCCUCUGUCAUAUUCGAGGCCUUUGAGACUUCGGCACGCAAUGAGGAUGUACUAGCAACUGAAAAUGCGCUUCAGUGGGACUUUCCUGGAUGUGCAGUCGCAGUCCCCCUCGCUACAUUCCGUGAGAAUGGUUUCGUCUCCAACCUAGCCAAUUUCCUCGACAACGCUUCGCGAGAAUCACUCACUGAUUUCUCCGCACAGGCACUCAAGGCGGGAACAUCUAUGCCUGAGUUUCGAAACACAUCAGAACCUGCUCUCAUUUCCUCUAUGCUCAUGGCUAUUCUGCAACAAAACGGCCGCCGCCUCGCCCCAACUCUUCUACAAAAGAUGGUUCGGGACGAUGUACUGUGGAACAACGCAGAAAGACCAUGGAAACGACUUCCUUAUUGGCUCGUGCUGCGAGUUGUCAUCUCUCGAUACCUUGCUCAACGUUUGGGUGAAAUUGGGCGAGUUGAGUACAAGUUUUUGUUAGCUCACCUCUUCAGUGAAUUCCUCACACAUGUGCAGCAAUCGGGAGAAAUGCGACUUGACCGUCUCGACUUCCUCAAGAAAAAGAUUUGCCGGCGGCUAGUCAAGCUGGAAGUUGAGAAGGAUCGGUUUCUAGAUCUGGCCCAGAGAAUUGAGUAUCUAUUCACCCAACUCGGUCCCGGAUUACAGAAUUCAAUUUCCAAGGCAAAUGCUUUCAUCGAAGCGUCGUGGAAGCACCAGAAGUUAGCCAUGACGAAAACGAUCCCUCCGCUACCGAAGCAAGCUUCUUUCGAGGAUAUGAAGUUAAACCUGAAGAUGAGUGGGUUUGCCCUCAACAAUAUCUGGAGAGGCUAUUCAAAGCCUUUCAAGUUCAAUACUGGGCGGCAAGGUACCACGAAUGUUGCACAGGCUGCGAAGCAGCAUCUUAGCUCCUUUGCUCUUGAGCACUUCAAGUUAACUGACAAAGAACUCACCAUCAUCAGCUUUUGCCAUGAGCAAAGCCUCCUUCUACACACAAAAGUCAUAGGCGCAGCUGCUUUGAUAAAUGAGUAUCUGCAACAAGCUUUUAGGGCCUACAAUGGAAUCCCCGAACUCAAGAGCACACUGAUCUUGAACAUCAUGGAUCUAUGGGUUACCAUGGAUAAGGCAGCCUGUGCGAUGUACCCACUCCUCACCGAAUUUCACCCUGUCUUUCGACCUGAGAUGCUUGAUAUUUUGCUACUUUCUACUUUCGAUGAUAUGAAGCGACUGCAAGAGAUCCAGGUUUAUCUACAGGAUCGCAUUGCUGCUUGCCAAGGUUCAACAAUCAGCAUUUUUGACGAUCCCGUCCGAGGAUCAUUUGGUCAUCGCUUCUAUGAUGACUCUGACAUUUCUGAUGAGAUGAAGGACUUGCAUGAGUCAGUAGAGGCAUGGGCGACCCAUUUGCGAGACAGCAAAGAAAAGGAAUGGAAGAAAAAAAGCGAGGAGUACUCAAAGACAUCCAAAGUUAUCGAUGAGAGCACAUGCGUCUACAUGGUGGACGAGGACAAUCCUCACUUGCCCCCUUAUCAUGAUCGCGAUUGUCGUCGCUGCUACUUGAAGCGGCAGUUGAAGAAAAUUAGUAUCCAGGCCUACGAGCAUCCACUCCCUUCUGAUCCUCAUGUCGCGAAAGCUGUCAUUUUUGAGCUGCUUUGCCCGCAGACUUUGGCAAAAUAUCGAGAUGCUACAUGGACUAUUAUGUCAAUAGCCCUGCCAGCAGAGGAAGGCGUUGACCCGAAGUGCUGGGCGCGAGACUACCAACAGCUACAGAAGUAUGCCAAUGAAUCAUUAAUGAGCUGCUCUCUGGCAUCAGUCACUAAACCUUUUGUCUCUACCCACUACAACUCGUUAGCAUUCCCUGUCGAAUGGGAUAACGGCAGAUACGGUGUUUGUCGACCAAACGGCUUGAAGUUGGCAUAUUGUGAUAAAAACUCGAAACAGUGGCCCAGUCGUCGGGGUCAUCUGAGCUUCUUACAUCAUGUGAAGCUUGAGAUACCCGACUCUUCCCCGUUCUCGCAGCAAGACUCUGCCUUCUUCAAGAGCAUUUACGGGCCAUCCUCUUACGAAAUCAUGGCCACAGCAUCGAGAUGCCCACAAGGUAUCAAUGUUCAUGAAUAUCUUGCUUUUCAGACGGUUGCAUCUGGAAAGUCCAGGCGCUGGCUAUCUAUUCUUGCCGAAUUGGCAUCGGCCAACCUGAACUUCUCCAAUGAGGCCACGAUGUUACUUGUCACUCAUCUGGCUCUUCAGUGUGGGCCCCUAGAUGAUUCCAGGGGUGAGUUUCGCCUCAUCCAUGAGGUUUUCCGAGACCGUUCAUUCUGUGAGACCUUCAUGGAGCAAAUAUCACAUCGCUUGGACAGCCUGGCGGCUAAUUGGAGAGAAAUCUACCUCAUGGAAACCAUCGUCACCUUCACCCUCCGUCUCCUCGACUUUUCCUGGGCCGCACGUAUGCCCGAUAUAUCUGACCAGACAAUUUCCCUUUUGCUACGCGCCAGGAACACAUGUUUGCGUUGGUUCAAGCUCCUUCGUGCUGAAUCCUACAAGGUUGUCGAAACUGAGACAGCACGACGGUUCCAACAGUAUGGUCUUUGGGCUGCUCUAUUGUGCAAACGCACAUAUGUACCUCUGGCCUCUGGCCGUAUUGAAUUCGAUGAUACGUCUCUCGAGAUAUUCAUCCAGAGCAGUAUCACGGUAAAUGAUAGUCUUGUGGUUAAGCUAGAGGCGCUUCCCCAGCUCCUCCAGCAUGCAAUCAUUCGAGAUAUCCGACUUUCACAUCGACUUAUGUGGCCCGAGGAAGAAGGAUGUCCUCGUGUUUUCUCGCGAGGGGAAUUGGCCUCAGAAGCGCCCGGUUGGGUAUUUUGCCGAUCCAGAACAGGCGACGGCGUGGACUUAAUCGAGCAGAAUGUUUCGUUCAACUGUGUUAGAGGACUGCUUCUUGUCGAUUGGCAACCGAUGGGAAAACUUCCAGAAGACCCGAAGUAUUCUGUUGUGCUGAACGAACUUUUUGGUAACCAAGCUCUCCUGACAUUCCCGUCACGUCGCCCGGAGAUGCAGUACAGCCUAUGCGUGAAACCUCAUGGAUAUCAAGUCCAUGUGGGAUAUGGUAGUGGAACGCAGGAGUUGAUUGUAAGAGCUUUCCGAGGAAACUAUGCAUUGCAACUGAUACCACGUGAGAUCUUUCAAGGCGACUACCCCGAUCUUCCUGGUCCCCUUUUGCAUAAUUGCUUUCAUUGGAUGCACUUAAGAACGGGAGACAUUUUUAUAACCAACAAGGACAGACCCUGGCCGAAUGACCCUCACAAGUGGUACAUUUUGAGCCUCAAAGACUACACAUGUUCGAGGACGCGCCUUUACCGAGGCCUUCCUACAAAGGAUUAUAUUGUCAACCCGUCAAGUCCACUCUUCAAUCGUAUUAGCCGAAUCCUAGACUCCCUUGAAGAUCGCAGCCAGAUAAAAGUGUAUCAACCUGGAGGAGACCGAAACCUUACCGUGGAGCUUCCAAGACUCAACAUCGUGUUCUACACUAACAAGAACCGUCUACUUCAGUCGCCUCAGCUACAAUGCCAAAUCGACAACGACCAAGAUGCUGGGACCUGGUACGGCCUCCGCAGUAAGCUCGUAUGUACUAGCCUUACCAAUCCGAUGCACAGGUCUAUCUUGGUGCCUCUCGGGCCCGUCUCUGCUAGGUCAGAAGGGUGUCAUGUUACAGUAAGGGUCGAACCCUCGGAUAAAUUUGGGAGAUUCAAUAUCAACAGCACACUUGGACGGAUCGACUGCGCGCCCGAACCCACACUGGUUUUCACUAAAGCUCUUCUCCAUGCGUGCACAUCUUUUCUUCUGCCUGAUCCUUUGACUGGCCGCACUGGAACUGAAGAAGCUAUUGAGUGGCUUCAAGCGGGCAUAUCUCAACCAUGGUCCCCCCUUACCCCACCCUCUAUGUCGGUACUGCACAAGAUAGCUGGGCUAACGCCGAGAAGAGUGUACUAUCCACAAGAUCUUAAGGUGAUGCGUACAGAUACCUGGAUUGAGUCCCUUCCCAUCAUUCUUCAGAACUCGGCAUAUAGGCAAAUUGUAGAUCGUAUCCUUCAGGAGUCUGCAACUUUAGGAAUGUUCUCAGCCAAGGAACAGGUUAUUGUGAAGAUGCCAGAGCUCCCUCUUUCAGGGGAUAUGCAUCUACAUGCACGAGCGAUGUUUCGACAAGGUGCUGUUACAAGGUGUCCAGGGAUUACAUCCAGCUGCACACAACCAGCUAACCAGAAGUACAUGUCUCGAGAUCGCCCCUCAACAGUCAACAUCAUGCAUCGCAAUGUGCUUGAGGUCACAAAUCUGAUCCAGAAAUGGCCUCAGAGCUUCAAGACGACAGAUUGUAUUGCUCAAACUCUCUCACAAGGCAGCACUGUUGGUGGAUUUACAUCGGCCUUCAGUGGGACAUCCAUCAAUGAGAAGCUGAAGGUUAAUAUCCUUCAACAUUGGGGGUCGUUGGUCCGGUUUUCCCGUGAAUCAGCAGAUCGAUACAAGUUGAUGUACCUCCUCGGGCCAAUGUCGUUCCAUCUCGACGCAAAUAUGCCACUUCUUCGAACCCUUGUUGCGUCCGCGGUAUUCAGUGAUCUGAAGGAUCUUGAAUUGCCCAAAUGGGAUGAGUUUGAUCAUUUCCAACCGAACCAGGCACCUCAGCUUGAUUACAUUCUGCAUCUGCUGAAGCCGUACCGAGUUGCUGCGCCGGAGAACGACGCGAUGGGCCUGGGGCAGUAUUCGAGUGGAAAACUAUUACGCAAGUUGCAAAUCGAGCAAGCACAACACGAAGCCAAAGUUGAAGAUGAUUGCAAGUACUUAGCCAACCACCUCCUCAACCAAUGGCCUUGUCUGGAACCAAAUGUCAGUGGUCUAUCUCGGUCUGUGCUGAUUGACAUCGGCCCUGCGCUGGAAGUUAUUCGUCCCGAGUGGAAACGCCUGUUCAUGAAUAAAGAUCUCACUGAGCAUCUCAAAGAAGUCCAGACAAUUCUUGAUAGACGAAACCUAGAAGAUCGAUACGAACCACCUACGGUUCCCUUAUCCGAGGAGACCUACACGGUAAGAAUACGAGAUGGUACUGAGACCGUCGACCUUCGGCAACUUCUGGCCAAAUCGUAUCGUAUUCUUAAGGUCACGACAAGUAUGAAUCAAGUCCCUCCUGCAGGCUCGGUGGAUCGACCAUUUUUGACUGAGAAGGACUUUUUCCCAAGGUUCGGCAAUUCAACUUGGCAAAGAAACACCGGUUCUGUGGCCAAGCCCCCUUGGCCUGGUCUUACAAGGCCUCAUAAUGCCCAAAUGGAGAAGAGUACGUCAGAAUCAACUGUGAGGUCAGAAUGCAGUAUGAAAUUGAAUCUUAUAACCCAACGCUUGGGAGCAUCUCAGUCGGCUGUUCGGCGCCGUUAUGCAGCGGACUUCCAGAAGAGUCUCGCCGCCUUCCAGCACACUCCUUUGGCAAGUGUUAAAGAGUCGAUGAAAUCUCGAGAACUUGAGAUCCAAUCCAGUAUGGAGAAGGUCGAGGGCGACUUCGGGGCGAUCUGUACAGCCUUGGAAUCAAGUGGAAUGCUCUCACAAAGAAGGAUCUUUUGGCUCAAGGCAGGAAACCUGUGGCCGAUUGUGACCAAAGCUACACUUCUUUCUUGUCUCGGAUCGGCUGCUGAUGUCACACAAUUCGGAAGUGGAAUGAAAAAGGCCAUUUUAGAAAUGGGAGUUGGCAUUACGAAACACCAAAGACUGGUCCGACUUCAUGACCUGGCGUCCAAAAACGUCUCGGGAAGAUACCACGAAGAGGAGUCCAAUGAGGGACACUCGAAUUGGAAGCCUGAAGAGCAUCCAGAUUGGCUCCUGUUAGAAAUAGAGUCGAAUAUGAUGAUCCGUCCUGUUCAAGUUGAUGUAGCUUUAGCCACAAUUUCCCCUGGGUCGGGAUCCAAUUCUGUGCUUCAGAUGAACAUGGGCCAAGGGAAAACCUCCUGUAUUAUCCCUAUGGCUGCGGCAGCACUCGCCAACAAGAAACAGCUUGUGCGAGUCAUUGUACCAAAAGCUCUUCUCCAACAAACAGCUCAGCUGUUGCAGGCCAGACUCGGGGGUAUACUUGGAAGGGGUAUUCGGCAUGUCCCCUUCUCACGUCGAACUCCGUCUACCGAGAAAAAUGUACGAGCCUAUCAUUCAAUCCACAGAGAUAUGCUCAAGUCUGGUGGUGUCAUGAUAUGUCAACCCGAGCACCAGAUGUCAUUCAUGCUUAGCGGCCGACAGCGACUCCUGGACGAGCAGCCAGCGCAAGCAGGACCGAUGAUUAAAGUCCAAGAAUGGCUCACAAGGGUGUCAAGAGAUAUCCUGGACGAGUCGGACUAUACUCUCGCAGUGAGAACCCAGCUUAUCUACCCAUCUGGCGCUCAGACUACAGUUGACGGACAUCCACAUCGUUGGCUUGUAGUUGAAGCCGUACUGAGACUUGUUGAUAACCAUCUGUAUGGUUUGUCAAGGUCCUUUCCUCACUCCAUCUGCGUUAUGAGACGAAACGAGGGCGGCUUUCCCUUUGUGUUCUUCCUCAGGCAAGACGUUGAGGAUGAGCUGGUCCGAAGACUUACAGCAGACAUUUGUCACGGUGCUGGUGGGAUUCUACCUCUUACUGAACAGGCAAUGGCAACUAAAGACAGGGUCGCUGUCAAGAACUUUCUCAUGCACGCUCGACCGAGCGCUACAAAUAUAGAGCGCAUCCGGAAUCUCUCGCCAGAUAAGCCUAGCUUGAAGCAAACAAUUUAUCUUCUUCGAGGCCUCCUCGUCAAUCGCAUCUUGAUGAUGACCCUCAAGAAGCGCUGGAAUGUAGAGUACGGUCUCCAUCCCCACCGCGAUCCUAUAGCAGUGCCUUUUCACGCCAAAGGUGUUCCGAGCGAUCAAUCCGAAUGGGGUCAUCCUGACGUCGCAAUACUACUCACCUGUUUGGCGUUCUACUAUGAUGGCAUAAAUCUAGCUCAACUUCGACAAUCACUUGAACAUAUCCUUAAGUCCGACGACCCAUCAACCGAAUACGAUAACUGGAGUCAGAGCUCUGAGAAUUUCCCUUCCUCCCUCAAAGCCUGGAACUCGAUCAACGUGGAUGACGAGAUGCAGCUUAGGGAGAUUUGGAAGGUUGUGCGGUACAACGAGGUAGUGAUCGAUUAUUUCUUGAACAACUUCGUGUUUCCACGACACGCCAAGCAGUUUGAGGUAAAACUUCAGGCCAAUGGCUGGGACAUUCCACUCUCACCCCUCGGGAGCACAACAGAGAACGACAAAGAGACAACAGGCAAACCACUGAGUACAGGCUUCAGUGGUACCAACGACAACAGAACAAUGCUUCCUUUGAACAUUCAACAACAAGAUCUGCCGAGUCUUCAUCACACAAGCGCUGAGGUUUUGACCUAUCUCCUUCAUCCUCGAAAUCGUCGUUGCAUUCUACCUCAGGAUGUGAGAACUCUACACAUGGGAAGAGCCACCGAGAUGGAUCUCUUAUGGUGCCUUCAGUCGAAGUCCAUCCGUAUCCUAAUCGAUGCAGGAGCUCAGAUCUUGGAGAUGGACAACUACACUCUGGUUCAGCAGUGGCUAAAGAUUGACCAUUUCGCUUUGGCAGGCUUGUACUUUGAUGAAGAAAACAAACCUUGGAUUCUGACCAAGGAAGGAAGAAAAACACCUCUCCUCGCGUCACCUUUUGCUGAUGACCUUUCAAACUGCCUGGUAUACCUUGAUGAGGCCCACACCCGUGGCACUGAUCUCAGGCUUCCUCCUAAAGCUAAGGGUGCCCUCACUCUUCGUCUAGGCCAGACCAAGGACCACACUGUUCAAGCUGCUAUGCGUCUACGACAGCUGGGAACAACUCAGAUUGUUUCUUUCUUUGUCCCUCCUGAGGUCCACCAGAGCAUCUCAGACCUGCAAAACAAGACUAUUCAUGAGCCCAUCGACUCAGCCGAUGUCAUCGAAUGGCUUUUAGACAACACAUGUGACCAAAUUGAGCAGCUACAGCCCUUGUACUAUUCACAGGGUAUGGAUUACUGCCGUCGAAUGCAAGCUGCUUUAGAUCACCCGGACUUCUUGACCGACAAGCCUCAACGAAAAGCAUAUGUACUGGCGAUUAAGCAAGACGAACAGCAGAGCCUGCAGAAUCUUUACGAGCCCAAAUUAAAGAACCGCGCCGCCGGCAUGCAGACAUCUAAUAGCGCGGUUCUUAAAGGCUUUAUUCAAGAUCUCAAUGCAAGACGCAAGACCUUUCAAGAUACUGGCCGAGCCGUUCAUGCCUCUGCUCUACAGGAAGUCGAGCAGGAGAGAGAGGUUGCUUUCGAGGUUGAAUCAGUGCGACAAGUCAAGAAGCCUCAGCACUUUGCUGCUUUCUCUUUCCCAGGUCUCCACGCCAGCCUCGAGGCUUUUAUCAGAACUGGAAGGCUUCCUGCAGAUACGAAUUAUUUUACUCACGUAUUCCAUGCCCUGUCAAAGACAGGAACCGGUCGCAAGUACAAAGUGCAAUCGAAGGUUACCAAAUCACAAUUACUCGAGACGGCCGAGUUUAGCAGAACUAUCAAGCCCAAGGGAGACCUCUCUACUGAUGGCUUCUUGCGUCCCGUUAAUUGGAUCAUUUGGAGCUCUGUCGCCGAGAUAGCUGUCAUUAUCAUGCCGGAAGAAGCCGAAGCUUUGAUUCCCAUCAUGCGGAACUCGGGUGUCCCCACGCAUCUUCUAGUUUACUCUGCACCAAUUACACGAAAAAUGCUCCGAUUCAACGAUCUGACUUUCCAUAGCAUUCCUCCUCUACCUAUUGACUGGAAAGCUCCAAAGUGGCUUCGGGUUGAGCUGGGAAUCUACGCCGGGCGCUUGUACUUUGAUUGGGACGAAUACGAUGCUAUGUGCUCCUUACUCGGAAUCCAGAGUGACGAGCUCGGUAACCAAGCACAGGAUGAAGAGCCUACUGAGACUGAUACGGAUGCUGAGACAGAGACAUAUAAGCCACAAACUGACCUCGAACAAAAGCUCGCCAAAAGUCCACUGACGUUUCUACAAGAGUGGCUAGCAGUCCGUCGCCGUGGGCAGGACUUCGCUCACAGCCCCAUGGGCUUUGUCAGCCAGGGCAAGCGUCUCCAAGAGGACCAUGUCUUCUUCAAGGCAGCAGAAAUAGACAAUGGGAUAUCUGAAGAGACUGUGCUGGCACCAGUUCGAUUGUCCAGUUCAGUUGAAAACGACGGGCAGGAUGAUGAUGGCUACUACGGCGUCGACGACAUGGGUGCCAACGAGGCUGGAGAUAGUGACUCCAGCGACGACGAUAAAAUCGAGUACGACGAGUCCGAGUACGCCAGCGCAUCAUCAAGCGAUUGA